AUGUCUACAUUGAACCAAAACAGUUCUGAGGUCACAGAAUUUCUCAUUGUUGGAUUCCCAGGAUUCAGAGACCAAGAAAGCAGGAGAACUCUGUUCGGGGUCUUCCUCACAGUUUAUCUCUUCACUUUAGCCGGGAACAUUCUGUUAAUUGCCAUAUUUGCUUGUGACAGAACUCUGCACACCCCAAUGUACAUAUUAGUGUGUGGUUUGGCUGUUCUCGACAUCGCCAUCAGCACUAACACUCUGCCCAGUAUGCUAGUUGUAUUAAUGCUCGAAUACAGAAUUGUGCCUUUAGCUGCUUGUUUUACUCAGACGAUGUUCCUGACUGGACUUUUCUCAACAGAGUGUUUCCUCCUUACAUUAAUGGCCUAUGAUCGUUAUGUCGCAAUCUGUUACCCCCUUCAUUAUCCUAAUUUAGUCACUAACAGUCGCAUCUCCAAACUGGUGAUUGGCUGCUGGGUGGCUGGGUUUCUUUGGGCAAGCAUUACUUUGGGUUUUGCUCUCAGGCUUUCAUUUUGUAAGGUCACUAAUGUUAUCUAUGUGUUUUGUGACUUUGGUUCUUUGUUGUUCAUAGCCUGUGGAGACAUUCAGAUUUCUAAUUCUGCAAUAUUAUUUUUUCCUAUGAGUGUAUUGUUCACCCCAUUGGUGUUAAUCCUCUUUUCCUAUGUACGGAUUAUAUACUCAGUUUUCAGGAUUGCCAGUAAAGAGGGAAGAAUGAAGGCUUUCUACACGUGUGGCACACAUAUGCUUGUGAUUUUUGUCUUUUUCUUAACUGCUGCUGGAGUCUUAAUUUCAGACAGGAUUCCGUCGACAUCUAAGGACACCCGUAUUUUGGGUCUCAUAGUACGCAAUGUGUUUCCAUCAUUAAUGAAUCCAGUAAUUUACUGCCUCAGAACUAAAGAAAUUAGAAGCAGUUUACGUAAAAUGUUGAAGAAAGUGAAAUAUUAAAAACAUUAAGGUUGUGCCAGUUGGA
Erpetoichthys calabaricus (reedfish) is the source of this 973-nucleotide messenger RNA. RefSeq names its product olfactory receptor 2D2-like. Gene Ontology annotation, molecular function: G protein-coupled receptor activity; olfactory receptor activity. Gene Ontology annotation, biological process: G protein-coupled receptor signaling pathway. Gene Ontology annotation, cellular component: membrane. Lineage: Eukaryota; Metazoa; Chordata; Cladistia; Polypteriformes; Polypteridae. The record is from RefSeq and is a predicted model, not a curated record. The coding region runs from base 1 to 948 and encodes 315 amino acids. The transcript has a single exon.